AUGUCUGGAAAAUUUGAGCCCAAGAACCCCGUCACCCUGGCCCCUCCUAAGGAUGACCCCAUCACCCUCGAGGAGUUGGCUAAGGCCGAUGGCUCAGACCCCAAUGGAAAGACAUACGUUGCGAUCAAGGGAAUCGUAUACGAUGUAACGGGUAACAAGGCAUACCAAGCAGGAGGAUCCUACAACGGUAAGGAAAUCACCCAUCGCAAUCCAGAGGCUAUCAUGAUUGACAAUCCUUCAGUUUUUGCUGGGAAGGACGCCUCUCGCGCUCUCGGGAAGACUUCAACAAAGGCUGAGGAUGUCAGCGCCGACUGGCAGGAUCUUCCUGACAAGGAGAAGGGUGUUCUCAACGACUGGAUCACCUUCUUCUCCAAGCGCUACAACAUUGUUGGCCGCGUCGCCGGCGCUACCAACUUUGAGUGA
This is a messenger RNA of Colletotrichum fioriniae, 423 nucleotides long. Lineage: Eukaryota; Fungi; Ascomycota; Sordariomycetes; Glomerellales; Glomerellaceae. The record is from RefSeq and is a predicted model, not a curated record.